Messenger RNA from Lactuca saligna, 1203 nucleotides. Lineage: Eukaryota; Viridiplantae; Streptophyta; Magnoliopsida; Asterales; Asteraceae. The record is from the annotation of a GenBank genome assembly.
AUGGGGUUGCAGCCAAGGAAAGUAAAUAGAGUUGGUGCUAUUGGUCCGGGGUCAAUAGCAAUAGCAACAACUUUUAUCCUAGCUAACUUUCCUGUAAUAUUUAAGGAGGAUGAUGAGAAUUCUCUGGAGGCUGCACUUGGUGAAAUCAAAGCCAAUUUGCACAGCCAUCUUAUGGCAGGGAAAAUGACCAAGGAGAAGCUUGAAAGAACUGUAUCUCUGUUGAACGGUGUACUCAGUUAUGAUAGCUUCAAACAUGUGGAUUUAGUUGUAGAGGCAGUGGAGGGAAGCAUCCAGUUAAAGCAGCAAGUUAAUGCUGAUCUUGAGCAUUAUUGCCCUCAACAUUUCAUUCUUGCAAGCAGUAGUCCCACACUUGACUUAAAUCUAAUUGGAGAAAGAACAAAAUCCCAAUUCCGGAUUGCUAGGGCCCACUUUUCAAGUUCCUCUGUCCUGGAAAUAGGAAGCGAUCCGGUGUACUCAAUUGAACGCUUUCGCGAAGAGAAUGAUGUGGUUAUUUUAGCAGUGGGGGCAACAAAGCCACGGGACCUCCCUGUUCCUGGAUGUGAGCUCUCAGAGAACUUUUAUGCACGAGAGUUGCUAGAUAGAAUUGUGAUUGAUGAAGAACAUUGUGUAAGCCAAUGGGGACAUGAUUUAAGACCAGAUUACCAGAGUCUUGGUAUUUUGAAACAAAAGUUUCCGAAUAUACCCCUGUUGGCAUUAACUCUUAUUGCUACAGCCAAUGUUAAAGAGGAUGUUGUGCAGGCUCUUGGACUUGUUGAUUGUAUUAUUUUCAGGCAAAGUUUCAACCACCCAAAUUUAAGGUUUUCAGUUAUACCCAAAACGAAAAAAUGUAUGGAAGAUAUCGACAAGUUCAUUAAGGACAAUCAUUUUGAUGAAUGUCGAAUCAUUUAUUGUCUUUCAAGGAUGGACUGUGAGAAAGUUGCUAAAAAGUUUCAGGAAUUUGGGCACAAAGUUGCAUUUUACCAUGCUAGUAUGGAUCCAGAUGAACGUGGGAGUAAAGAUGAGGUUAAUAUCAUAUGUGCAACUAUGGCAUUUGGAAUGGGUAUAAAUAAAUCGGAUGUUCGGUUUGUCAUUCAUCAUUCUCUUCCUAAAUCCAUUAAGGCUACAAUCAGGAAUGUGGGCAUGCAGAUAGAGAUGGGCAACAUUCUUCUUGCAUAUUGUAUUACAGUUAUAGUGAUUAUGUAA